AUUAUUCUAGAGUAAAAAAUAUUAGCUAACGCCUGAACGCAUUUCUAGUUAAAUACCCGAUCAUCAACGUGCAAAUUACAUACUGGGGCCGCUGAAUACCCUACGAAAUCGUCUUUUAUCAAAUCAAUCGAGUAACUCGAUCUAAAACACAUUUCAAUAUGCCAUCAGAAGCAACAGAAGCCGUUGUGCAGCCAGAGGAGAGCAGGAAUGAUGCCGCCGACUCCUCAGGGUCAGAGACCGACAGCGAGGAUUCCACACAUGAGAUGGAUCAGGACGCUCCCGUCUCCUCGGAGCAGGCCGACUUACAUGCACAGUUUGGAUCAGGAGAGGAGCCAAGCAGCAAGGCAAGGCAGAGCAGGAGUGAGAAGAAAGCAAGGAAGGCAAUAUCAAAAUUGGGUCUCAAGGCUAUCGCAGGUGUACAGAGAGUAACGAUACGUAAAUCAAAAAACAUUUUGUUUGUGAUCCAAAGGCCGGAGGUCUUCAAAAGUCCCGCUUCAGAUACAUACAUUGUAUUUGGUGAGGCAAAGAUUGAAGACUUGAGUCAGCAAGCCCAGACACAGGCAGCAGAGCAGUUCAGAGCUCCACAGAAGACACCAGCCGCUUCUGAGAAGGCAGCAGCCAGUGAACAACCCGCAGCAGAAGAAAGUGAUGGUGAUGAUGGAGAGGAGAUUGACGCAAGCAACAUUGAACCUAAAGACAUUGAAUUAGUCAUGCAACAAGCAGGUGUGACGCGGAAAAAGGCAGUGGUGGCAUUGCAAGACAACAACAAUGACAUAGUAAAUGCAAUAAUGAGUCUCACGAUGACUUAGCACCGGUGGAACAGUAAGAGGGGAAGAUGAGACGUAGGGGGCGCAGUAACCGGAACCUGAAGCACCAUGUGUUCCAACAUCCAUUCUAUCCAUACAAGAUUCCAUAGAGUGAAAUGAUGAAGGGUGUAGGGAGGGCUUGGAGUGGGAGGGGGAGGGAUACCCCUGUGGGGGCCAUACACUUACCCUGAACACGUCCGUCUCCGCAAUCAUAUCAUUCAAUUUCAAAGCGAUAUUCAGAUACUUCUCUUGGUGGAAGACGUAAUAUACAAACUUCUUGUGGAAAAGUAUUAGCCAAUCAUCUUAUUGCAGUUCUUUGGUGGAUUUACCUUUUGAAUGUCCUGAAAAUCUGACAUGAUCAAUUAAUAUUGACAAAAUUAGUAAUUCAAAUGGCCCAAAGCCUCUACAAAUCUCUACAGUUAAAUUAAUAAUACAUAUCUCCAUUGAAAUGGAACCUGUUUCAAGAACAUGUAUUCCUAAACCAGACAAAUUAAAUUGGAAUCGUACAAACUUCUUCAGGACUUGGGAUAAAAUUGGCCCUAAUUUUUGAUGUACAUGUAUGUUUUUUCUAUUAAAAAAUGCCAUGGGUAUGUAAUAUACAUUGUGAAAUUAAGCAGUGAGAAUUGUGUUGGAAUUAGAAUACAAGCCUUACAUUUGUUUCUUGAAUCAUUUAUUUCAUCAUUCAAGUCGGUGUGACAUGGGGGUUACAGAAUACGGUGCAGUGUUCUACAUUUCCAGAAGUAACUAAAUACAUGUAUACCAUGCUUUCUUUGCAUCAUAGACUUGCAUUUACUAGUUUAUACAUUUUAUAUUUUAUUUUAUUUGAGAAGAAUUACAAAAUAAAUGUCGGCAUUAGGAGAAAAAAACAGUGAAGAGAGAGAGACAGUCUUGAAAGCUCCUACAAAGUAUAAAUUAACACUUUCCUCAUGUCUUUUCCAAAGUAAUGAAGCUUCUUGAUGACUUUUGUAGAAUGUUCCAAAUGGAAUUCAUGGGACUAAGUUUUGUUUUUGAAAAAUGACAUGUUCUCCUCUAAUUACUGGUUAACAUUUUUAUGCUGCUCUGUGCCAGCAAAUAUUUCAAAUCAUUGUCCAAAAUCUGUAAGUUAUAAAUAAGCUGCAGUGGGUGUUUUGAACAAAGUAUUACGUUUUUCUAAUCUGUCUCAUUUACCUAUAUAGAUUUUCAUUUUUCUUGUCCCCCCCCCCCCCCCCUCCCCCAUAACCCACGGCAUAUAUAUGUAUGUGUACGAUGACCAUGUUCUUUUUUUUCUUCUUCUCGUAACUAGACAUCCUCUUUAGCUUCCUGGAGAAAAAAAAGUCCAGAUGCAGGAGACUUCUGUUACCCAUUCAUCAAUUUCUUUGUAUUUAUCUAUUGAUUUAUUACUUCUUUUUUAUAACAGCAUCUGAUGUCUCUGGUUUUGAAAACCUUCAGAGAAUCUGAUUGUGUGAUUUAGUACUACAUUAAACUCACUGUGGUAAAACAAUUAAA
Messenger RNA from Strongylocentrotus purpuratus (purple sea urchin), 2291 nucleotides. RefSeq names its product nascent polypeptide-associated complex subunit alpha. The record is from RefSeq and is a predicted model, not a curated record. Gene Ontology annotation, biological process: protein targeting to membrane. The transcript has 7 exons. Lineage: Eukaryota; Metazoa; Echinodermata; Echinoidea; Camarodonta; Strongylocentrotidae. The coding region runs from base 159 to 809 and encodes 216 amino acids. Gene Ontology annotation, cellular component: nascent polypeptide-associated complex; cytoplasm.